This is a messenger RNA of Seminavis robusta, 1533 nucleotides long. The record is from the annotation of a GenBank genome assembly. Lineage: Eukaryota; Bacillariophyta; Bacillariophyceae; Naviculales; Naviculaceae.
AUGCUUCUAAUUGUCCUUGCUGCCGUGGCAAUCGCCGUGGCUCUUUCCACAAGAAAGAAGAGCAAUACCGAGGAAUUUGUUGCAUCCUCCGUGGUCCCACCUGUUUCUCCUUCCGAAGCACCGACGUCCUUGCAGGGAUCCAUACUCUCUCUUUUCUCUGACAAAACCAUUUUGGCCAUCACCAACCAUGUUGAAUCGCCCCAAUCCAAGGCAUGGCAGUGGCUUCUCCAAGACCCCUCUCUCCUGGCCUUCUUAGAGGAUCACAUCAAGCAACGAUUUGCCUUGGCCACAUUCUACUUUGCUACACAAGGAGACCAAUGGUCAUUCAACACCCACUGGCUUGACUACACUGUCCAUGAGUGUGAAUGGUUCCAAAAACCUGUCUUUGCCAGAAAGGAUCGCAUUAACAAAUUUCUUCCGGGUUUUUUGACCAAUUUCUUUCCUUCCGCGGUACCACCAAGAUGCAACGUUCACGGUCUCGUCCAGCAGCUGUGGCUGGACCAGAAUAAUCUUGCAGGCCAAAUCCCAGAGGAGCUCUUCUUGUUGACGCACCUCCAAACUGUUUCCAUGGCUUUGAACAAACUACAAGGUCCCAUUUCUACCAAGGUGGGCAAGCUCACGGUACUUGAGGGUCUCUCCAUCGCAGAUCUAGAGGAUUCCGGAACAAUUCCUUCUGAGAUUGGUGUGUUGACCAGUCUCAGAUUUCUCAGCCUCGAUCGGAAUAACCAUCAAGGAUCCAUUCCCAGUGAAUUGUGGAGGUUGACCAACCUCGACACACUGGGCAUGACCACCCAUCCACAGCUCCAGGGGGUGCUUCCCACCGAAAUUGGCCAUUUCACCAACCUGCGAUGGCUCAUCAUGGACAAUUGUGAUUACUCUGGAACCAUCCCUACGGAAAUUGGUCUAGCCACCACUCUGGAAUGGCUUGUACUACUCGAGAAUCAAUUUUCUGGAACUCUUCCAAGCGAACUCGGAAAUCUUCCCAACCUUGUUGUUUUCAGUGUUGCAGGAGACUUCAUGGAAGGAACACUUCCCACAGAGCUAGGACUACUGACGACACUGACCUUGCUCCGGUUCACUGAGAAUCAAUUCAGCGGAACAGUCCCAAGUGAAUUUGGACUGUUGACGGAACUCAACAUUACGCUCAGUUUCAAGAACAAUGGGUUUCUCACGGGAACCAUCCCAUCGGAGCUGGGGCUCCUUUCCAACUUGUAUGAGCUCGAAUUCCAAGGAAAUAAAUUUUCUGGUCCCAUCGCCAGCGAGCUUGGCCAGCUCUCCUUGUUGGGCCACCUCACAUUGGCCAACAAUUCGUUUUCCAGCACCGUGCCUCUUGAUUUGUCAGCUCUAGGUGAUUCCCUCUAUGCCUUGACCAUGGAAGGAAACCCCAUGCUGCAGGGGACUAUUCCCAAAGCAGUGUGCAAUUUGAGCAGCACCUGUGUGGGCAAUGCAAGGCAUGUCUGCGAAGGGGGGGGCUUGUCAUUUGACUGCACAAACCUUUUGUGUGGUUGUGGCUGUGAUUGCGAAGUAAGAUAG